Molecule: messenger RNA, 958 nt
Organism: Physella acuta
Lineage: Eukaryota; Metazoa; Mollusca; Gastropoda; Physidae
Product: annexin B11
Source: RefSeq, a predicted model, not a curated record
GUGCAUAGCAACACCGGCGUGCGAAUGGUAUACACAACAUCAGAAGACCAAACAGAAUCAACACCCGCAGAGAGCUCAAUAAAACCAGCAAAUAUUUUCUUCAACCAUUCCAGACUUUGUACACGCCCAGUGCAUCCAACACUAAAGGAAAAUGAGCAGCGAUAACGCGUGUAAAUGUUAUCAGGUCAUCUCUCCCGCGCCUCAAAGAACUGGAUUUGAACGUCUUAGGGACAGCUAUGUGUUUGAUCUUAUGGCGAACGUGCUUUUCCUGAUCUUGGCUGCUUUGAUUGUGAUUUCUUUUCUGGAGACCCACCUCCAUGUUGUGCUGUUUCCUGACUGGGAUACCUGGCACCUACUGAAGGCAGCUCACAGGUUCCCCUUCAACUGUCUUCCAAAAGUGGAACACUCUCCGUACAAAGAGGACCAGCACCCUGGCAGACACGACCAGCACCCUGGCAGACACGACCAGCAUCAUGGCCGACAAGAAGCGUCAAAAGAGCCACUGACCCAGUAUGGGAAGUUAGACCACCCUCCUCUCAAUCGCAAGGCCGGGGAUGCACCGAACGUAAAACAUGAGGCGGCCCCAGGGGGGAAACAUGAGGCGGCCUCAGGGGGGAAACAUGAGGCGGCCUCAGGGGGGAAACCCGAUGGCCCGCCCAAACAAGGACCACCUGGGAAUGGCCGGAAAGAUGCACGGGCUAAGCCGGAACAGAAAAACGGGCACGCCAACGGAAACGGUCACGGAAACGGUCACGGAAACGGUCACGGAAACGGUCACGGAAACGGUCACGGAAAUGGACAUAAGAAUGGUCAUGGUCAUGGUCGUGGAGAAGGUCAAGGUCGAGGAGAAGGUCAUGGUCGUGGAGAAGGUCGAGGAGAGGGCCGUCCACCCGCCCACGUGAAUACCCACGAACAGGCUGGAGGCGGGAAACAAGAAGACCAGCACGAAUCGCCCUAG